This is a messenger RNA of Helianthus annuus (common sunflower), 2970 nucleotides long. RefSeq names its product disease resistance protein RPV1. NCBI's taxonomy places the organism in Eukaryota, Viridiplantae, Streptophyta, Magnoliopsida, Asterales, Asteraceae. The record is from RefSeq and is a predicted model, not a curated record. The transcript is spliced from 2 exons. Gene Ontology annotation, molecular function: protein binding. The coding region runs from base 1021 to 2874 and encodes 617 amino acids.
UUUUAUAAUUUUUUAUUAAAAAGUUUUUAGUCGGAAAUUGAUAGGAAGAGAAAUUAGAAAAUCUUGUCAGAAAACAGUGGAAAGGUUAUUGUCGGAAAACAGUAGGAACAUGGUUGUCGGAAAACAGUAGGUACACGGUGGUCGGAAAGCUGUAGGUACCUUUUGGUCGGAAAGCUGUAGGAAAAUUGUGGUCGGAAAAUAGUAGGAAACAGUGGUCGGAAAGUUGUAGGAAAAUAAUUGUCGGGACUUUGUCGGAAAUAGUAACUUCUUUUUUUUGUCGGAAAUUUGUCGCCAAUUUAGUCGGAUACUUGUCGGAAAUAUUUUCCUACAAGGGUUUUUCCUACAAAAGUAUUUCUGUCGGAAAUCGGUCGGAAACGACGUUUUCCGACAGUUUUCCGACAAAAACCUUGGUCGGAAACAAGACAGUUUUUUAGUUAACAAUCAAAGUUUUGGGUUCACAUCUUUGCGGUAGAAGUGAGCAUGAAUGGGUAGAUGCCAUAAAAAGACUAGAAACAAUUCCGUUGAAGGAAACUUUGGAUAAACUGGAACUAAGCUAUACUGGUCUAGAUAAUGAUCAAAAAGAAAUAUUUUUGGAUAUUUCUUGCAUACUUAAAGGUGCCACGAAGAAGAAUGCAAUCAGAAUACUUGAAAGUUGCGGAUUUCAUGCUGAGAUUGGUUUAAGUGUUCUUGAACAAAAAUCUUUGAUAACCAUAUCUGAGGUUGACGACUAUGGUGAAGUUGUUGAGAUGUUGUUCAUGCAUGAUCAUCUAGAAGAACUGGGCAGGAAUAUUGUUAGGCGUUUACACCCCCAUGAGCCCAGGAGACAUACUCGAUUAUGGAUUGAUGAGGAAAUUAUAGAUAUACUGGUUAAUGAAUCGGUAAGGUUGAAGUUUACAUGAAAGUUGGAAAGCUUUUUAUUUGUUACGACAAAAAUUUCAUAUAGGCUUUUUCUAUUUAUAGGGUACCGAAGAAACACUAUGUAUAAAACUCAAGCGUAUAGAUCUCAAUUCAGCAAUUAUUAUGAAAGGUCUUGGAAAGAUGAAGGAACUUAGAUUGCUUUAUGUGGAGGAUGUAUGUGUCACAGAAGAAGUUGACAAAGGUAGCCAAUGCUUACCAGAUGCUUUACAAUAUCUUUAUUGGCGUCCGUACCCUUUUUGUUUUCUACCUAAAACUUUUCAUGCAAAAAAGCUAGUCAACCUAGAAAUGGCUUGGAGCAAUAUCACUGAACUUUGGCAAGGGGGAGAAAGAAAGGUUCUUAAUAAGCUUAAAUUCCUUGAUCUCCAUGGUUCAAAGUUGAGAACCUUUGACCUUACGCUGACUCCAGAUCUCCAGGAGUUAAAUCUUGAAGAAUGUGAUCACCUUUUCGAACUCCACAUGCCCGUUAAAUGUCUGAACCUCAAAUUCCUCAACCUCAAUUAUUCUAAAGUGAGUAAUAUCAACCUUUGGAUGACUCCACAUCUGGAGCAUUUAGAUCUCAGAGGAUGUUCUGACUUUGUAGAACUACAAAUGCCCGUUGAAUGUCCGAACCUCAAAAUCCUCGAUCUCAGUUGUUCUAAGGUGGCUAACCUUAACCUUGGGAUGACUCCACAUCUCGAGAAGUUAGAUCUUGGAGGAUGUGUUGACUUUGUAGAACUCCACAUGCCUGUUGAAUGUUUGGACCUCAAAAUCCUCACCCUCAAAGUAACUAAGGCGGGUAACCUAAACCUCGGGAUGACUCCAAAUCUUGAGAUGUUAGAUCUUGAUGCAUGUAAUGAGUUCGAACUCCACAUGCCAGUUGAAUGUCCAAAGCUCAUAUACCUUAAAAUCAGAGGUUCUAAGGUGAGUAAUCUUAACCUUGAGCUGACUCCAAAUCUCGAGACAUUAGAUCUUUCAAAAUGUUAUUGUCUUCUAAAAAUUCAUGCUCCAGUUGGAUGUCUAAAAAAGUUUGCCCACUUUAGCUUAGACACUCACUCAAAUUUUAAAAGUUUCCAGGUUCAUGAAUGGUAUAACUCAGCUGAGCUUUAUUCUAUAGCUAAAUCAUAUAUAAAGGCAGAGUGCAUACAUAUAUGCCCACUACACCCUAAUAAUAAAUUGCCAAAUUUUGGGUUUGAUUGUGAAACAGAUGAACCUGGAUACUCAUGGAUGGGAAAUAUUGAGAAGCUUAUUUAUUCAGGUCUAUGCCCUUGCAAAAAUCUUGAGUAUUGGUCCGCAACUAUUUGUGGUUUACAACAUUUAAGAGGGCUUUCAGUUGAUGGCAGUAUUCCUGAGGAUCUAUGGCAGUUAGAAAGCUUAGAGAAGCUUUCUUUGAAUAUGGUAGAGAUUCGACAUCUUCCAGAUAGCAUUUGUGUGUUGAAGCAUCUAAAAUCACUUGAAAUUAGUAAUUGUUUGCUUAUUGAGCAGUUACCAGAAGAGAUAUGCAGAUUAGAGUGUUUAGAGGAGUUAUACCUAUGGUCUUGCACAUCCUUACGAGAUAUUCCGAACAGCAUAUGUAAAUUGAAAUGGUUAAAAUAUUUACGUGUCGUUGGUUGUGAUAAAGUUGAGAAAUUGCCAGAGAAACUUGGAUGCUUAAAAUAUUUAGAGAAGUUAGAAUUAGGGAGGUGUAAAUCUUUACAAGGCAUUCCAAACAGCAUAUGUAAGAUGAAAUGUCUAAAACGUUUAGAUCUAUCCAGCUGUGAUCAAGUUGAGAAUUUGCCAGAGGAAAUUGGGUGUUUAGAAUGUUUGAAAGAGUUGAAUAUAUUCAGUGAGGGCAUAAGUCGCCUUCGUCUUCCACAGAGCAUAUUUCAGUUGAAAGGUGUGCGGAUUACUGGGUCAAGAGAGCAGCUUGAGUCAUAUGGUUUUACAUCCUUCACUGAGUCAUACCCAGGAUCCCUUAACUUCUACGCAGUAGAGCUGUGAAAAGAGAUAGGCACUCACAAGUAUUAAAAGUCCAGUCUUUGGAUAUUUAAGUUUAUGACGUACAGAAUGUAACAUGUUAUUAUUUAUAUAAUGUAA